Serpula lacrymans var. lacrymans S7.9 is the source of this 350-nucleotide messenger RNA. RefSeq lists its product as uncharacterized. The transcript has 3 exons. NCBI's taxonomy places the organism in Eukaryota, Fungi, Basidiomycota, Agaricomycetes, Boletales, Serpulaceae. The record is from RefSeq and is a predicted model, not a curated record. Bases 95 to 304 code for a protein of 69 amino acids.
AUGUAGCAAUGAAAGCAAAUGAGAGGGGGGGACACAACAUAUACAUAUAAGCUAUCCGGCUCCCUGCAAAAAUUGCCCUCAUCAAUCCACCAAAAUGGCCCUUUUGGCACUGCUAUUUCACUUUGAAAGCCUUAGCUGGAAGUUUAUUGCAGCCUCAGAGGUGACCUUCUGUUUGAAGUAUCAGUUAAAAAGAGGCCAUAAACAAAAGCCUACCUCAUUAAAUGCGCUUCAAAAGGAAGGGCUAUUGAUUUGGCCUCGAGUCUUUGACUUUCCUGUGGCCACUUGUACUUGGUGUUCACUUUAAGUUAGCCGUGUUGCUCCUCACAGAUUUGCACUAUCCAUCCAAAUCC